Molecule: messenger RNA, 486 nt
Organism: Gavia stellata (red-throated loon)
Lineage: Eukaryota; Metazoa; Chordata; Aves; Gaviiformes; Gaviidae
Product: cytochrome c oxidase assembly factor 4 homolog, mitochondrial
Exons: 2
Coding region: 47-319 (90 amino acids)
Biological process (GO): mitochondrial respiratory chain complex IV assembly
Cellular component (GO): mitochondrial intermembrane space
Source: RefSeq, a predicted model, not a curated record
AGGCUUAAAGGGGCCGCGCUGCGCUGCGGGACUGCCCAGCUCAGCGAUGGCGAGGCCCGGACACGCCAGGAGCCGUCCGUCGUUGGCGGAAGAUGAGGAUGAGGAGGCCGAGGACCCUGUGGACGCCAUGAUCUCGCGGACGGGCUGCGCGGCGCAGCACCGAGAGCUGCAGGAGUGCAUGGCGGCGCAGCAGGACUGGCGGCACUGCCAACCCCAGGUCCGGGCUUUCGGCGAGUGCAUGGCCCGGCGGCAGCGUGCCGAGGAGCUGCGCCGGGAGUCCGGCUCGCGCCAAGCCCACAACUCGCCUGCCAGGGACUGAAAUCACCGGGCACCCCUGCUCCCGGCACCGCUGGCCAGCCCACAGUCGGCACCCCAGGAACGGGGCGGCUGCGCCAUUUGACCCUUUUUUGUGUUAUUUUUUAUUCAAGCAGAUGGAUGUGCUGGUAAAUCCACGCUAUGUUGUUGGGAAAUUAAAUCCGGUAGCAU